Ostertagia ostertagi is the source of this 492-nucleotide messenger RNA. The record is from the annotation of a GenBank genome assembly. NCBI's taxonomy places the organism in Eukaryota, Metazoa, Nematoda, Chromadorea, Rhabditida, Trichostrongylidae.
AUGUAUAGCCAUAACGUUGAAAACCAGCUCGAGUUUGUGCCAGCCUAUGUAGGAAAAGGUUUCGACGAAGUGGUAAUGCUGGGUACAAACGCGCUAGAGUUGUUCAACCUCAGGCUCUCCAAAGGCGCUGAUACACGCAUGGAACCUGAGGACGAAGGUCAAAUAGCUGGAGGCGUCAGCACAGGCUUCAAAGCAAGGGUUAAAAGUAGGGUUUUCUGUUCCAUCGAAAGCAAUGCGAAGCCGCUGCCUUUUGACAUGUGUGCCACGGACAACGACGAAGUAAACAUACCUGUCAUCAACAACUCAAAUCAAGGAAUGGUAUUCAAAAAAGAAGAACCAAUUGGAGAAUGGCAAGUCAAAGACUGGUAUGUCGAGCCUGAGAGGGACAUGUUGGAUCUGAACAGACCAAAAAAAUGGUGUUCCACUGAGAGCCGGAUAGAUACAUUAAUGGAGAUAAUCGAACAGCAUAACACUUUACCAUGUGAAGCGUGA